Molecule: messenger RNA, 1647 nt
Organism: Xylaria bambusicola
Lineage: Eukaryota; Fungi; Ascomycota; Sordariomycetes; Xylariales; Xylariaceae
Exons: 1
Coding region: 333-1385 (350 amino acids)
Source: RefSeq, a predicted model, not a curated record
AGCCCACAGCACUAAUGCUCAGUUCGCGGGUUGUUUCCUGAAUAGGUCGAUGAGGAAUUACUAAUUGAGCAGCCAUGUUGACUACGUCAAAUUGAAAGCGUAGCUUGAGACCCCGAGCAAACUGCCGAAUGUGGACAGAAAUCCAAGCUUUUACUGAAUGUAUAUAGAGAUAGAGGCGUGUAUAAAUGAGGGAUUGUGCCGCCUUCGAAAUUGACUGAAAGAGGUUAAUACAGUUCACCGAGCAGCACUACUAUCCCCAUACUUAUGGUGUUUGAUGGAAUCUUAAUACAUCUACCUCUUCAUUGAAACGCCCGACUCUACGGCACGAAGCAAUGUCCAGGAUAGCUAUCGUCGGCGCAUCAGGCAAGCUUGGCGGGGCCACGCUCUCCGCCCUCGUGGCUCACAACCUCGCGCCGCCCUCUGACAUCAUCGCCAUGACGUCUUCGACGCCAGACUCGCAGACAUGGGCCAAGCUAUCCUCGACGGGCGCGCAAGUCCGGCACGCGCGCUUCGAAGACGGCGCGACGUUCGAGGAUGCGCUGCGAGACGUGCAGACGCUCUUCCUCGUCUCGACGCCGGAUAUCGCGCUCGACUUUGGCGUCGCGAUGGACUACGACGGGACCGCGCCCGGUGCGGAAAAGGAUAUAGGCCGCGAGAGCCAUCAUAAGAACGCUAUCGAUGCUGCUGUGAAAGCGGGGGUCAAGUGGAUCGUGUACUCGAGCUUGGGGUUCGGGUUUAAAGGCGGUGCAGGCGGAGAGAGCAAGGCUGGGGUCAUGCGCGCGCAUUUGUGCACCGAGGCGUAUCUUCGGAGUGUCGGCGCUGCGCAUGGUGUGAAGAUUACGAUCCUGCGCGAGGGGCUGUAUAAUGAGUCCUGGCCGCUGUAUCUCGGAUACUUCGAUAGCAGGAACGCGAAAGACGAGAGAGACGUCGUCCCGCUCGCUGGCGAUGGGAAGAUCUGCUGGACGGCGAUCCGUGAUCUUGGCGUUGCGAGCGCGCUUGUGCUUGCGUCUGGUGGGAUAGAGGAUGGGGAGAAGGAGUUCGUGGGAAGGACGGUUUAUUUGUCUACGCGGCCUGGGACGGCGAGGACGGUUGGCGAAAUCGCUGGGAUUGUGGGCUGGGAGAGAGGUAGGGGUGUGAGGGUUGAUGUUGUUGGCCGCGAGGAGCAUGAGAGAUAUUAUACUGAGGAUAGGGGGAUGCAGAGACCUGGUGUUGAGUGGUGGGCUAGCACGUAUGAAGCUCUUGAGGAUGGAGAGUGUCUUGUGGAUGACCCUAUGCUAGAGAAUUUGCUGGCGCGGGUCGGGUUGAAGCCUAUUCCGGUUGAGGAGACGGUUGCUGCCAUGAUUAAAGGAGGGGGUGAUUGGAAGAGCAAGCAACAAAAAGCUUGAUCGAUGCUUCAGUCGAUAUGAUGGAACUUAAGAUAGUCUUGGACAGAGUCGUUAUGAAAAUAAUAUCUGUUACAUGGAUAUUAUAGGAUGAGCGUUGAUUAAGGUAGAAUAUCUCUAGCGCUCUGUUCGUGGUCCCUCUAUAAUGAGUCUUCUCAGCUCUCUUGUGAUCUUGACGAUCAGGUCCAAUAGCAGCCCCUCAGGAUAGUGACACUUAGGUUGUAUCUACAAGCAUGAACAAAAUGAGAAGUAGCGAAUAGGAUCC